CUUUUUAUAAUACUUCCAAUUCCUUCCAAUCCCACAUAUCAGAUACUCAAACAUAGGUCAUAUAUACCCAACCAGACACAUUGACACGCAAUACUUGUAGCAACAAUUGCAAAUAAGAUGCCUUUCAAGAAGUUGGCCUUUGAGCUCCACAAGAUGAAAAUAUCGGACAAUCCCAUUGAAGAAUUUAGGAUCCAUGAUUCUGUAACUGAGGCAUCUGAGGGUCCCAAAACCCACUUGAAAGAAUCAGGGGUCAAAAAGAACCAAAUGAAGCAAAAGUCCUUACUCCGAAAGCCUCGAUUUAACUACCUGUACGGUAAAACUCGGGCGGAGGGACUGGAGUGGGUCCACAAAAAUGUUGGCAUCGGGGAGGAAGAGGAAUCUAACUGGGUGAAAAAACCGGGUAGCAAAACAGUUUCUUGUAAAGCCUAUGAAAUGAAGGCUUUUAUAGCGGAAUGCGAAAAUGUAAAUCAGUGCCUCGAUUCCGAUUCUGGAAAGGAGAUUGGCUUGAAAAACUUAAAUGAGUGGAAGUCGCAGACAAAAGUUAAUAAAAUUCCAUCAGUUUCUCAGGUUGUAGGCUCCGAAGACGCUUAUGACGUUAAGGACCUGAUAAGCGAAUGCGAAAAGCUUGAGGAUGUUCUAUUUUAUGAAAUAAGAGGAGAUCAAUUCCAGAACCAAGACGAAGAAAAUGUCAAUGAGCUGGCCUGCUACCUGGACAAUAUGGCCAUUAUACCCAAGAAAAUGUCGCCCAUGGUAGACAUGAUCUACUCCUGAUGUAGACCACAGGGAUUUUAUCUUGUUCGACUUGGAAAAAUAAAGCUUACAUAUUUUUUAA
Drosophila rhopaloa is the source of this 832-nucleotide messenger RNA. RefSeq lists its product as uncharacterized. NCBI's taxonomy places the organism in Eukaryota, Metazoa, Arthropoda, Insecta, Diptera, Drosophilidae. The coding region runs from base 118 to 771 and encodes 217 amino acids. The transcript has a single exon. The record is from RefSeq and is a predicted model, not a curated record.